Messenger RNA from Cricetulus griseus (Chinese hamster), 421 nucleotides. NCBI's taxonomy places the organism in Eukaryota, Metazoa, Chordata, Mammalia, Rodentia, Cricetidae. The record is from RefSeq and is a predicted model, not a curated record.
ACUGCGAAACCAGGAGGAAGCCAGCCCCGUGCCUGGAGGGGAUCCGCCAUCUCAGAUCUCUCGGCCUUGCCAGGGCCCACCAGAGAAGACUGACGCUCUGGUCCGGCCAUACCUAUGGGGGACCAACCUUGUGCCUCCGGGAGAUCCACGCUCCCACCAGGAAAUACGCGGGAACCCAAGCCUCCAAAAAAGCGCUGUCUCCUGGCUCCACGGUGGGAUUAUCCAGAAGGGACUCCCAGUGGAGGUAGUACCACUCUCCCCUCGGCGCCUCCUCCUGCAUCUACUGGACUGAAGUCUCACCCUCCUCCGCCGGAGAAGUAGUGAAAUAGCUUUUUUCGCAGCCUAAAUCAGUCUUUGAAAGAUUGCAGUAUGACUCCAUUUCCUUGGUGCAUUUGUAAAAUAGUUCACCCAUUGAAGACCA